AUGCGGCAGUGGGUGCCCGAGGAUGAGUCGGUGGCCACAGUGAAGCAACUGGUCUCCGAGAAGCUGAAUGUCCCUGUGCGCCAGCAGCGGCUGCUGUUCAAGGGCAAGGCCCUAGCAGAUGGGAAACGACUGUCAGAUUACAGCAUCGGGCCCAAUUCUAAGCUCAACCUGGUGGUGAAACCUCUGGAGAAGGUGCUACUGGAAGAAGGGGGUGCCCGGAUUGGGGCCGAGCCCCCGCCUACGCCUGUCUGGCAGCUGGUCUCUAAAGUCCUGGCCCACCACUUCAGUGCCGCAGAUGCCAGCAGGGUCCUGGAACAACUCCAGAGGGAUUAUGACAGGUCCUUGAGCCGCCUGACGCUGGAUGACAUUGAACGCUUGGCCAGCCGCUUCCUGCACCCCGAAGGGACUGAGGCUCUAGAGAAGGGGUUCUCCAAAUAGCAUUCCCAGAUGUCGGGGAGGAGCCCGAGGCCAGACCACAGCUGCAUGUUGCAUUAAAUGUGUUCUCAUGUUGCAGUUUGGCUCCUGAUAAUAACAGCUGGUGUGUGCCCAGCUCUCGCUAGGUGUCUGGCGCCUCUCACGGCCCUUCGACCUGGUUCUCUCCCACCCCGCAGCAGAGGUGAGAUGGCACAGCGGAGGGGCCCAGCAGCGACCUGAAGUGCCUGGCAUGAGGAAGAGCGGUGCGCUGUGGGCAGGGAGGGUGGGCUUCAGCACGCCGUGUCUACACUGUGUGACCCUCCCAGGCCUACAGGGAAAUGGGUGGCCGCUGCUGCCCAGUGCAGUCUCCUGACCUCUGCUGCGUCUGGCAGAGCCCUUGGCAAACCUCCUCGAAGGCUAGGUGCCAGCCACCCUGUGUCCCCUUGGCCACUGCAGUCCGUGUAGCACGUCUUGAUGAAGGAGCAAUGAUCCAGGGGCCGGGGAGUUGAAAGUCACACAGCCUUGUGGCAUGACUUGGAGCAAGUUACUGUACCAUUUGGGUUGCCAACCAUCGAAUCUGUGCAGUGAGAGCCACUCCUUCAGCCUGAGUCUCUUUCUGUCCUCCCUCCCCGCCCAGGGUGGGAAGUCUGCGGAGACCUUCGACCUUGUGUUCAGUGACAAAGCAAAGCCAAAUGUGAAGCCAUAGCCAAGCAUGGGCUGGACAGGGGGUGUCCCGGCUCUUCUCUGGACCCCUUGCUCGGCUUCUCCUCCUAGAAGUGGGUGCUUCUCACCUCUUUGGCAGGCAGAUGACUCAGCAAGACAGCAUGGCGCCUGGCACUUCCCCCACCUUGUGCAUCCACUUAGCAGGGACUCUCACUGUCUUCAAGGGACACUGGGCGCUAGGAGGGGGCACCGAUGCCAGUGCUCUCAUCACGCCAGUCCCUUGGAGGAGGCUGGGAAGGUGACAGACCUGCUGGGGAUAUGCGGCAGGGACCCACUGAGGUUGUGUAGCACGUGAUGCUGUUUCUUUGCAGUCAGGGAAUGUGUUCUGAGAAGAACACUAAAGGUGUGCAUGUGUGGGAAACUGAGCCACAAAGAACUCUGUUGUUGAGACAGCUUUUGGUUGCUAGUAAUCGGCUUAACAAACUUCUGGCGACCCACAGCAGAUGAACAAUUUGACAAGAUUCCCAGUUUCUUCCACCUCCCUCUACUUUCUCCAGUUCCUACUUUGUCCCAGGCACCGCCUCCAAGGAGCACUUGUUUCUGUAGUGUAGCUUCUGUCUCACACACCCCAGCAAAUAAAUGCUAUCGUUUCACUGGUCA
Molecule: messenger RNA, 1737 nt
Organism: Fukomys damarensis (Damara mole-rat)
Lineage: Eukaryota; Metazoa; Chordata; Mammalia; Rodentia; Bathyergidae
Gene: Ubl4a
Product: ubiquitin like 4A
Exons: 4
Coding region: 1-438 (145 amino acids)
Biological process (GO): post-translational protein targeting to endoplasmic reticulum membrane
Molecular function (GO): protein binding
Source: RefSeq, a predicted model, not a curated record